AUGCAGCUCAUCCGUUUCUCUGCCUUUCUCGCUGGCAUGUUCGCCCUCUGCAACCUGGGUCUCGCCCACCCAGCGUUAACCAAAGGCCAGGCAGACCAGUCCCAGAUUACCUCAAUCAUGGACACGCUACAGAGCACCGUCGAGUCUGCUGUCGGCUCCCUCAAUGGCAUUGAUCCUAGUACAGCAACGCUCGCCCAAGUCCAGCCCUAUGUAACGGACAUCGAGGACGCGUUCAGCACCGCGGCGUCUGCUCUGAGCUCCCUCAACAGCAGUGGGAGGAAGCGCUCAAGUGUCACCGAUGUUCAAGGGAGACAAACGGCAUUCGAGAAGGAAAUCGCCCAACUCGUCGCCGGAUUGUUGACGGACGUCACCAAUUCGCUAACUGGAUUGCUCUCUGUCCAAGGGCUGGGUGCCAUCCUGCCCAAUCUGGACGGGCCUCUCAACCAGACCUUGUUAGGGCUCGAAACGCUCCUUGCGGGCGUGCUGAACUUGGUAUCUGGGUUGUUGGUGGAUGUAGCGGGGCUGUUGACUGCGUUGGGAUGGGGGCUGACUCUGGCCACGUUGGGAUUGUGAAGCUUCGGUUUCAGGAAUGGCCACUGAGAUCUUGGACAAUGAUUUUGGACUACCCGCAGAUAAGGUACACUUCCGCGCUCAUUUGUUCAACCGGACAAACACAAAUAUUACAU
Molecule: messenger RNA, 686 nt
Organism: Dacryopinax primogenitus
Lineage: Eukaryota; Fungi; Basidiomycota; Dacrymycetes; Dacrymycetales; Dacrymycetaceae
Exons: 3
Coding region: 1-573 (190 amino acids)
Source: RefSeq, a predicted model, not a curated record